AAUGGAGACCCAAUUGAUCGAUAAAUUAAUAUAGUUGAAUAUUGACAAUCCCUUAUUCCCUUAUAAAGAAUACCAUGGAUAGUAGGCAUUAAUUUUCGGUUGUAGUUAUAAGAAGAAAAAUAAUUUCAUUUUAAAAGUAUAAAUCCCUUAGAUUAGGUUAUCGGAUAUGAAAAUGAAUAAACUAUUUAGAAGGAACUUGAUAUUUAUUAUCGUUUGAAGCAGGAGUUUAAGGACAAUGAGAAUUUAGUAGAUAUUAUAGAAAUACAUCAAUUUAAAGACUUGAAGAAAGUCUGCAUACUUAUGAAUGAAUGUAAUACCAAUUUGAAGUUUUAUAAAAACUAAUUAACUGAUCUGAAAUCUAGACUGAUUUUCUUCAUGUAAUUUCUGCAAGGUUACAAAUCAUUAUACAAUCACUAAGUUAUUCAUAGAGAUAUCAAGCCAGAAAAUAUUCUAAUAUGUUUUAAGGAUAAUAAGCCCAUAUAUUAGCUUACCGACUUUGGCGUUUCAAAGCUAUGUGAGGAAUCAAUCAACAUUUAAAGCUAAAUUGGGACUCAACAAUACGCAGCUCCUGAAUUGAGUAAAAUCUAAAGUCCAGGCUUAUUAAAGUUUGAUUAUGAGAAAGGCUCAAAAAUCGAUGUCUAUUCAGUAUUUGAUAACCAAUAUAAUAGAUUGGAUUAGUGUUGUACGAAUUGUAAUUUGGAAAAUUGCCUUUUGAAAAACCUAAAGCUUAGAAUCUAUUCUUUGAUACGACAUUGAAAACCAGACUAAAGAGUUAAGUAGAUAUAAAGUAUGAUGAAGGAUGGUUUGUUGACUUAAUUAUGCAAAUGAUUCAAACCAAUCCUGACGAAAGAGUUGGAUUCAAAAAAUUGUAUGAAUGUUACGACAAAAAACUUGAUAAAUUUAUUUUAAACCUUAAGAAAUUAACUGAGGAUAACAUGAUAUAGUUCUUGUAAAGCUCAUAAUUUAAUAUUAUCAACUAAAAGCAACGGGAGAAUCAACGCAGAAACAAUAGCAGAUCUCCAAUAAGAUUUUUUAAUAAUAACUAAAAUGGAUAAUAAAAUUAGUAUCAUUUGAAUUAGCCAUAAUUUUUCAAUCAGGGUAUCCGAUAACAAUAGUGCCAGACAGAUAGGGCUUACAAAAGGUGA
Paramecium octaurelia is the source of this 1145-nucleotide messenger RNA. The record is from the annotation of a GenBank genome assembly. Lineage: Eukaryota; Ciliophora; Oligohymenophorea; Peniculida; Parameciidae.